AUGGAGGAUUUCUUGGACAAACAAUACAUUCUGGUGAGCAGCGAGAACUUCGAGGAUUAUUUAGUGUUUUUAGGUAUAAGUUAUAUAGCAAGAAAGACCGCCCUAACACUACGGCCGAUCCAAAUAUUAUCCAAAGACAACGAAGGCAGAUACACGCUGACUUUCAAAUCCAGACUGGUGAACACCGCUGUUACUUUCACUCCUGGACAAGAGUUCGACGAGAUCAAACCUGAUGGCGUUAAGGUCAGAGCAUCAAUAGCAUUCGAAGGAAACAAAUUGAUUCACAUCCAGACAGAAGCGAACGGCAGAACGGCUAAGCACAUAAGAGAGUUUUUCCAAGACAAAAUGAUAAUGACAACAACAGCGAAUGGCUUUAAUAAAACGGCGGUGAGAAACUUUGAACUAGUGCAGUCGUGA
Messenger RNA from Leptosia nina, 417 nucleotides. NCBI's taxonomy places the organism in Eukaryota, Metazoa, Arthropoda, Insecta, Lepidoptera, Pieridae. The record is from the annotation of a GenBank genome assembly.